GUGAGAGGACCACCAUCAUGACUCCAGUGAUCUUUCUCGUCCUUUUCCUGUCGCUGACGAACCUUCUCCCGGGAGCAACAGGAAAUCCAAUAAGUGAGUUGAAAGAGUCGACGGACGUCUCUAAAACCAUCGAGAAAGCUAAUGCUGGCAUAAAAACGAGCCUGGUCCACGGCGACAUUGUGCCAAAUUUAAAUAAGAAUGCCGACCCCUGCGUGACCAGAGGCUGCUUGUGGCCCAAAACUGGAAGUUACGUCUACGUGCCCGUCGCCAUCGGCCUUGAAUACAGCACUGCAGAGCGCAACUUCCUCAUUAACAGCCUGGUGACCUUCCAUCAGUCCACCUGCAUUCGCUUUGUCUGGCGUACUACGCAUAGGGACUACCUCAACUUCUUCUCUGGGACUGGGUGUUGGUCCUACGUGGGCCGGCAGGGAGGCGUACAGCCGGUCUCUCUGUUGAGAAACGGAUGUCUCUACGUAAACACGAUCCAGCACGAGGUUCUCCACGCUCUGGGCUUCCAUCACGAGCAUGUCCGCUCCGACAGAGACGCGUACGUCUCCAUCCUCACCGCCAACAUUCAGCCAGGAACUGAAUCCAACUUUGUGAAGAGGCCGACUAACAACUUGGGGACUCCCUACGACUUCAACUCUGUCAUGCAGUACAGCAAAUACUCCUUCUCCAAAAACGGCUUGCCAACCAUCUCCGCUAUCCGCAAUCCUAACCUUGACUUUGGAAAGGCCACACAAAUGAGCACUACUGACAUCGCCCGCAUUAACAAGCUUUACGGAUGCUAAAACCUUCCAGAAGUUGU
Messenger RNA from Etheostoma cragini (Arkansas darter), 808 nucleotides. Its product is annotated as high choriolytic enzyme 1-like. The record is from RefSeq and is a predicted model, not a curated record. Gene Ontology annotation, biological process: proteolysis. Lineage: Eukaryota; Metazoa; Chordata; Actinopteri; Perciformes; Percidae. Gene Ontology annotation, molecular function: zinc ion binding; metalloendopeptidase activity. The coding region runs from base 18 to 791 and encodes 257 amino acids. The transcript is spliced from 9 exons.